This is a messenger RNA of Durio zibethinus, 935 nucleotides long. Its product is annotated as ATP synthase subunit epsilon, mitochondrial. Gene Ontology annotation, biological process: proton motive force-driven mitochondrial ATP synthesis. The record is from RefSeq and is a predicted model, not a curated record. Lineage: Eukaryota; Viridiplantae; Streptophyta; Magnoliopsida; Malvales; Malvaceae. Gene Ontology annotation, molecular function: proton-transporting ATP synthase activity, rotational mechanism. Gene Ontology annotation, cellular component: mitochondrial inner membrane.
GCAACACAACAAAAAGAAAGAGGAAAAUGGCGUCGAACGGGGCGAUUCCGUUCUGGCGUGCAGCCGGCAUGACGUAUAUCACCUACUCGAACAUAUGCGCCAAUCUCGUCAGAAACUGCUUGAAGGAACCUUAUAAGACCGAGGCCCUUUCUCGUGAGAAAGUCCAUUUCUCCAUCUCCAAGUGGACCGAUGGAAAGCCUGAAAAGCCCGCUAUCCGCUCUGAUUCGCCAGAAGAAUGAGUUGCAUGGUUGGUCAUCCAAGUCUCUGGACGGGAAGGAGUUUAAUCUUUUUUUUUUGUUUUGUUUUGUUUUUUUUUUUUUGGUAAUUUUUCUGUAAUGUCCAAAACAAUUGGACAGAUUUCAGGUUUUGACAUGAUGCUUUAUUUAACAAUAAUGUAUUUUGCAAGUAGACUGAAGUUGGCCUCCUGUUACGGAAGUUCAUGGGACUCUGCAUCUUAAAUGCUGCUGUCAGUUAUUUCUUUUUUUCAUUGUUUCUCUUUAUUCUUCUUUGAAUUCCUAGUUCAUCUAUCUCUGACAGUGUGAUAAGCAAUUGCAUACUAAUAUAGGUCUAAUAUUAGAGUUGUUUUUCUUUAGUAUGAGUCAUAGUGAUGAGUAAUCGUACCAUAAGUGAUGAGUCACUGUACCAUAAUAAUAAGUCAUUGUACCAUAGUAAUGAGUCAUUGUACCAUAGUUAUGACUCACCGUCCUUUAGCUUUAUACUAAGCCACUUGUAAAGUUGCUUUGUCCUAGUCUUGUCUUAUUAGGCUACUAGUCCUUUACUUUUUCCUUGUAUAAAUAGCAUGAUACUCCUCUAGGAAGUAAUCAUCAAUCUAGCAAUCAUCGAAAAACUCUAGCAAUCAUCCAUAACCUAUCACAGAAAAUCCCCUGUAACAAAACCUUCCUUUAUAAAAUAUGUUUGACUAAAAACCUCUCUUC